Messenger RNA from Prunus armeniaca (apricot), 1803 nucleotides. Lineage: Eukaryota; Viridiplantae; Streptophyta; Magnoliopsida; Rosales; Rosaceae. The record is from the annotation of a GenBank genome assembly.
AUGGACCCUGCCGAUAGAGAACAUACGGCGUUCAUCACCGAUCACGGUUUGUACUGUUACAAUGUCAUGCCCUUUGGCCUGAAGAACGCGGGGGCAACUUAUCAACGGCUCGUCAACCGGAUUUUCGCCAAAUACAUCGGCGGCAUCAUGGAAGUGUAUGUCGAUGACAUGUUGGUGAAAAGCCGAACGGCAGGGGAGCAUCUGGAAAACCUGGCCCUCAUGUUCGGUAUUCUAAAGGACUACCGAAUGCGGCUGAACCCAGCGAAGACGCAGAAGGACAUUCAGAGCCUUACCGGACAUGUCGCUGCCCUGACACGCUUCAUCUCCAAGGGUACCGACAAAUGCGUACCGUUCUUCAAAGCUUUGAAUGGGGGCAAACAUCAUAUCGCAUGGACUCCCGAAUGCGACCAGACAUUUCAAAACUUGAAGAACUACAUGAGCCAGGCACCACUAUUAUCAAAACCGAUCCCAGGAGAGGUACUACUCCUAUACCUUUCGGUAUCCAACAUUGCCGUUAGCUCAGUGUUAAUACGGAAGCCAGAGAACGCGGAGCUUCGGUACCCACCCUUGGAGCAGCUAGCACUGGCCCUGGUCGUCUCGGCGCGAAGACUUCGCCCUUACUUCCAGGUGCACGAAAUCACAGUUCUGACGAACCAGCCUCUUCGGCAGGUACUCCAGAAGCCGGAAACAUCGGGACGAUUGGUCAAAUGGGCAAUCGAAUUGGGGGAGUUUGACAUACAGUUCAAGCCGAGGCCUGCGGAAAAAGGUCAGGCCGUCGCCGACUUCAUCUCCGAGCUCACACCUCUUGCGCUAUCGGAACCAUCAUCACCGAACGCCAUCCCUACUGCACCGGAGAAAAUGGAUACCGAACGUUUCGACACUUCCGUUCCUCUCUGGAUCCUGCAUGUGGACGGCUCGGCAAACCAGCAAGGCUGUGAUGCCGGCUUGGUGUUAACCACUCCGGACGGUAGCAAAAUCAAGUAUGCCCUUCGACUCAACUUCCGGACCUCCAAUAACGAGGCAGAAUAUGAGGCCCUCCUGGUCGGCCUUCGGCUAGCCAAGAGCAUGAGCGCGAGGCAGAUCAGCAUUCAUAGUGACUCCCAGCUCAUAGUGAAUCAGAUAACGGCAGACUUCGCAGCGAAGGAUGCCUCCAUGUCAGCCUACCUAUCGGCAGCUCACCAACUACUACGAAAAUUCCAGGCCUACGAGAUACGGCAGAUCCCCAGAUCGGAAAACAGCCACGCCGACGCACUCUCACGAUUGGCUUCGGCAAUAAAUGACAAGGUCGGAAGGAAGGUACCGGUGGAGAUAUUAUCCCAACUGAGCACAACCGCGGCUGAUGUGUGUACCGUCCGGUAUGAAGACACAUGGAUGUCUCCAAUCUAUGCCUUCCUAACGACUGGAACCCUUCCUACCGAUAAGUCCCAAGCUCGGAAACUCCGUUACCGAUCGGCAAGAUACACAGUCAUCAACGACGUUCUGUACAAGCGAGGCUACACAACGCCGUAUUUAAAGUGCCUGACCAAGGAGCAGGGGGACUACAUCCUUCGGGAGGUCCACAGUGGAAUCUGCGGUGACCGCUCUAGAUCCCGAUCGCUCGCACACAAGGUCUUCCGACAGGGGUAUUUCUGGCCGACUCUGCACCAGGAUGCGAACACAUUAGUUAGGAGGUGUGACAAAUGCCAGCGAUUCGGUAGUGUCCCUCAUAUUCCUGCCGAGCCGCUGUCACCGAUCGUGAGCCCGUGGCCGUUCGCCCAAUGGGGAUUAGAUCUAAUUGGUCCAAUGCCAGAGGGCAAGGGUUAG